Messenger RNA from Panicum hallii, 1908 nucleotides. RefSeq names its product DTW domain-containing protein 2. The transcript has 3 exons. The coding region runs from base 553 to 1329 and encodes 258 amino acids. The record is from RefSeq and is a predicted model, not a curated record. NCBI's taxonomy places the organism in Eukaryota, Viridiplantae, Streptophyta, Magnoliopsida, Poales, Poaceae.
GCUCGAAGCCGCCGCGCUGCAGGACAUGAGGCAGCAUCUGGACGUGUUCGCGGUGGGUCCGAUGGUCCCUCUCCUCCAACAAGCGGGCGCGGGGGCAGAGGAUCGAAUCCAUCUCCAUCUCCAUCUCUGCGAGCAAGAUCACAAGGCACAGGUCAGGUCGAGGAGAUGCUGCGUGUCCUUGUGGGUGGGUGGUGCCAAGAGAGUUAUUUGAGGAAUGAUGGGAAGAAGACGGCAUCCAUGUUCCAAAAAGAGCGUGGUGCCAAGGGAGAAAACUGCUUCAUGCAUACUGAAUUCGACUAGGCAUAUGGGGUUUCUUUUUCAGUCACAUUCCACGUGGAUUUUAAUAUCUUGGAUACUGUAAAACAUGUAUCUAGAAUCAGAUGGCAGUUUUUAAAUUAUCCAUGAAAAUAUCCAUAUUCCACCUAACUAUUAGUGGGCCCCAACAUUGGGCCCAGGCCUGCUAAACUUGGGGAAAAAAACUUAGGACGGCCUAAUGGACCAGAACGUGGGCUUUAGGCCUGUAGGUUAGUUUCCAGCAGACCAGUGGACCAGAUGGACUUCGACCCAGUCUUCUACGACGACGGCGGUAGCGCCGCCGCCUCUCCCGGCCGCUCCAUCUGCCACGCCGGCUGCGGCCGCCCGUCCCGCGUAUGCCUCUGUCCACACCUGCCCCCCUCCCCGAUCCCCACCUCCACCACCGUCGUCAUCCUCCACCACCCGCACGCCCUCCGCCGCAACCCGCUCUCCACGCUGCCACUCCUCGAGCGCUCCCUCUCCAACCUCCACCUCCUCCCUGGCCGCCGCCUCCUCCCCUCCUCCACCCCUCUCCUUCCACCUCCUUCUCCGAACCCCGUCCUCCUGCUCUACCCUUCACCCGGCGCCGCUGACCUGGCCUCCUGGUGCCGAUCCACGCCGCCCUCCGCGCGCGCUAGCCCCACCCUCCUCCUCAUCGACGGCACAUGGAGGCAGGCCAAGGAGAUGCACGCGGCCAGCCUCCCGUUCCUGUCAUCGUUGGGCGUGAUCCCAGUCGCCCUGCCCGUCGACAGCGGCGUGGACGGGGACAGCAUGUUCGAGUCGGAGCUCGUGGUGAAGAAGGAGCCACACAAGGGGUGCAUGAGCACUAUGGAGGCAGUGGCGAGGGCGCUGCGGCUGCUGGAGCCGGAGGGGAAGGGCGAGGAGAUUGAGGAGGCAAUGCUGGGGGUGCUCCGGGCGAUGGUAGCCUUCCAGGCCGAGCAUUUGCAGAACCGGACAGUGAAGCCGAGAGUCAAGAUGAGGAAGAAGAAGGAACUCAAGAGGGAGGAGCUGCAGAGCAAUGCUAGAUUGAUGUGAUCAAUGUGUCAUGGAUUCACGUUUGCUCAUGGUGGAAUUUCUCACCUUGGAGGCUAUCACCAAUUCACCAGAACCAACAGUGAAGGUUUGAUUUUCCUCAGGCCUUAACCCAACUGUUGUUUUCCAGAAGAUAUGUAAGAAAGUAUGAUGACUGAAGAUCAACUAAAAAGGCAUCCACGAUUGAGCUACUUCCAAUUCUACUAGGCGGAUCUUGAUUUGAAAUGAGAAAACCUGAACCUGACACCUCAGUUAGUCAUCGGAGUUUGAUGAGCCCAGAAAUGUGUUUGCCCUCACUACUUUCUGUACCCCUUCAGUGGCUGUUCUCGAGUCCUACAGCACUCACCUUGUGCACCAAUAGAUGAUGCACCAUUGUCAGAUGCAAACAUGUCUUACCUCAGCCUUCUAGUAGUUACCCUGACAAAGUCCAUGGAAUUUAUGCCUUUCUAAAAUCUGUAAGGAUGAUCUGGUAUUAUCUGUGGACCGCUGGAAUUUGUGUUUUUUCCUGUCAGCUGUUCACGAACUUGGGAACUGUGAAGAAUAAAAGGGCGAAAGCUGGAGAUACCACUGGUUGGGGGCAAA